Molecule: messenger RNA, 1964 nt
Organism: Morone saxatilis (striped sea-bass)
Lineage: Eukaryota; Metazoa; Chordata; Actinopteri; Moronidae
Gene: ccdc9
Product: coiled-coil domain containing 9
Source: RefSeq, a predicted model, not a curated record
CGACGGGGGGGGGUCUUUAUUUGGCAGGAAGUUAGCCGCAGCUCACAGGAAGCCGAAUAAUGAGGACACAGUGAGGUGCAGGAAUUGGCAAAGAGCUACGAGUCCAAACGUUGCUCUUUACUCUCUUUAAACUCCCCUUUCUGGUACAGGAGGAACAAGCAGUCAGCCUCCUGUGUAUGAAGACAAGUCAGAGGCAGCUAUGUCUUCAGCGGUGGAUCUCAAGACGAAGGAGGAGAAGGAUGCAGAGUUGGACAGACGAAUCGAAGCUCUGAGGAAGAAGAAUGAAGCUCUGGUGAAGAGGUACCAGGAAAUAGAGGAAGACAAGAAGAAGGCAGAGCAGGAGGGCAUUGCCGUGACAACGCCUAGGAAGCCCCGUCCUCAUGAGCCGGAGACGGACAGAAGGAAGACCGAGAAAGAAAACUUCACCGUCACAGUCGACCUUUCUAAACUGACAGGGGAGAAGAGAGUUGUGAACGACUGGAAAACCGGUGGGCCUCGUGGCCGGAAGACCUCAGAGGAGAGCGAUGGGCAUGGAGGGCCGGGCGACGUCCACAGGGGAGGAGGAGGAGAAGGAGGGACACCAGGAGGCACGGACAGGAAAUCUAAGGAAUGGGAGGAGAAGAGGCGACAGAACAUUGAGAAGAUGAAUGAAGAAAUGGAGAGAAUAGCAGAGUAUGAGAGAGGACAGCGGCCGGACGGAGACAAACCACUCCGUAACUUCCUGGACGACCCGAGACGUUCAGGCCCAGCACCAGACAUAGACCGCAAGGAGGGCAGCAGGAGACAUGUACGAAACUGGGGAGGGCUGGACUUCGACAAUGUGAAGACCGGAGCAGAGCUGGAGAAAGAGUGGACUAGUCGCAGGCCCGGUCAGAAAGGCUCCAUGGAUAUGACGAUGUCUAUGACCGGCCGGGAGAGAGCAGAGUACCUGCGCUGGAAGAAGGAGCGUGAGCAGAUUGACGAGGAGAGACUAGCACGCCAUCGUAAUGCCACAGGCCAGUGGAGACGAGAGUGGGACGCACAGAAGACUGAGAACAUGUUCAAGGAGGACCCUUAUGUGGCUGCAGAGGGCAUCACACCUGAGCAGGGCAGCAGGAGAGCCCGGGGGCGUAACUCUCGUACAGAGCCUCGGGGCAGGGCCUCAGACGACAGCAAGCGUCCCCCGAAAACUCCGACAUUUGGCGACUUCCUGUCCCAGGGCAGGAGCCAGGGACCUCGAGGAGACCGGGGCAGAGGGAGGGGCAGAGGACAGAAACCGAGCUACAGCAUGCAUGACAACCGGUGGGAAGGAGAGAAAGAGGAGGAGGACAAGGAAAAGGAGGACAAGACGAGGAGAGAGGAGAAGCCAAAGAAGAAGGAGGAAGAAAAAUCCAAAGCUCCGACAACACAGAAGGUGGAGGAGAAGAACGGAGACGGAGAGGAUGACGAGGAGGAAUGGGAGGAUGCCAGCGAUGAAGAAGACGAUGAGGAAGGGAGCACCUCAGAACACGACUCCAGGGGCGAUGAGAAGAAAGACAAGGGGAAAGAGAAACCAACCAAGAGCAAAGACUGCUCCCCCACAUCUCCCGCACCUCGUUCGCGAACCGCUUCAGCAGGAAGCCCCAAAGAGCAGCGGACUCCGAGGCCAAAGGUCCACAUCCCCGCCCCGUCAGUUCAGGAGUCACCGGAGGGAGGGAAGCCCCUCAGCCCCUUCUCCCCGCUGGACAGCCACCGGCCUGUAACAGACUGGGGGGAGGAGAUGGAGAUGCUGUCGCCCCGGAGCAGCAUGGAAGGUGAGAGCCCACUGAAACCCCCCAGUGUGGACAGCAGCCCGCCCCAGAAGAAGGAGCAGGAGGAGACGGAGAGCCAAGCUGCCGGCUCCAGUGAACCUGCUGAGCCACAGGAAGGAGAAGCUACAGCCAUAAGCGUUUCCUCUCCUUCAGAAAAGAUUAAAGCCCAGCAGACUGUGAUAGUGUCAGAACCAG